GCCGCGCGGUGCCGGCGCCAUGGCCCAGCCCGGGCCGCUGGCCUGGAGCCCCGGCGACGGCCGGGCCGCGCUUCGCCCCCCGACCGGCCUGGAGGUGAAGCUGGGCUCGCUCGCGACGCUGCUGCUGCUGACCCUGGCCAGCGGCCUGGGGCCCCUCUGCUUCUUCCGGCGCCCGCCGAGCGCCGGCGCCUCGGCAGAGACGCGCGGGAAGGUCCUCAGCCUCGUGAGCUGCUUCGCCGGCGGCGUCUUCCUGGCCACCUGCCUGCUCGACCUGCUCCCGGACUACCUGGCGGGCAUCAACGCGGCGCUGGAGGGGCUGCGGGUCUCGCUCCAGUUCCCGCUGCAGGAGUUCAUCCUGGCCAUGGGCUUCUUCCUGGUGCUGGUGAUGGAGCAGAUCGUGCUGGCCUACAAGGACCAGGCGGGCUCGCUGGAGGAGGAGACGCGGGCGCUGCUGGGGGCCGCCGCCGCGCCGGAUGGCUCCAUCCAGGGUCCCCGCUGGCCCGACGGCCCCGCGCACCCGCCCGGGCCCCCCGGACCCGCCCGCCCGCACCUGCACGUCGACUUCAACGCCCACUCGGCCGUGCGCUCCUUCCUGCUGGUCUUCUCGCUGUCGCUGCACUCGGUGUUCGAGGGGCUGGCCGUGGGGCUGCAGGAGGCUGAGGCCAAGGUGCUGGAGAUCUGCCUGGCCCUGCUCAUCCACAAGUGUGUGGUGGCCUUCAGCCUGGCACUGAAGCUGCUGCAGGGCCGGCUGCGCCCCCGCGCCGUGGCCGCCUGCCUGCUGCUCUUCGCCCUCAUGUUGCCGCUGGGCAUCGGGCUCGGUGUGGCGGUGACGGCGGGCGCCGGCGCCCUGCAGCGCCUCUGGCGCAGCGUGCUCGAGGGCCUGGCCACCGGCACCUUCGUCUACAUCACCUUCCUGGAGAUCCUGCCCCAUGAGCUGGGCAGCCCCCAGCACCGCAUCCUCAAGGUCAUCCUGCUCAUUGCCGGCUUCGCCCUCGUCACCGCCAUCCUCUUCAUCAAGAUCUGAGGCCGCCCCCUGGUCGGGAAGCGGUGGGAGAAGGGGAAGCCCCACGUGUCCCAUUUUGAGAGCAGAACCGGGUGAAACUGGGAGCUCCCCAGCAGGACCUCCUGCCCCCUACAUCCUGUGUGCAAGUGCCAAAUUGCCACUCCGAGGGUGAGACCCUUCCCUGUGCCUUGGUCCCCCCGUCUGCGAAGGGGGAAUGGUGCUAUUUCCGGUGGGACCGUGGGGCCGGCAGGCGCCUUCCCCCCUGCUCUGCGGUCCCCCCCACCUGCCCUGUGCCCACAAGUGCCCUUAGCGCGCUGGCAAGGCCCAGCAGCGCCCACGUCUCCAGCCGCCCUCCUCUUCGGUGCCUGCGGGUGGGGAGAGAUUUUGGAUGGAAAAAGCAAAUAAAGGACUCAAAGUGA
Rhea pennata is the source of this 1422-nucleotide messenger RNA. RefSeq names its product solute carrier family 39 member 1 (gene SLC39A1). Lineage: Eukaryota; Metazoa; Chordata; Aves; Rheiformes; Rheidae. The record is from RefSeq and is a predicted model, not a curated record. The transcript is spliced from 3 exons. Gene Ontology annotation, molecular function: zinc ion transmembrane transporter activity. Gene Ontology annotation, biological process: zinc ion transmembrane transport. Gene Ontology annotation, cellular component: plasma membrane. The coding region runs from base 20 to 1024 and encodes 334 amino acids.